Molecule: messenger RNA, 3159 nt
Organism: Trichosporon asahii var. asahii CBS 2479
Lineage: Eukaryota; Fungi; Basidiomycota; Tremellomycetes; Trichosporonales; Trichosporonaceae
Exons: 1
Coding region: 1-3159 (1052 amino acids)
Biological process (GO): DNA-templated transcription
Cellular component (GO): RNA polymerase I complex
Molecular function (GO): DNA binding; DNA-directed RNA polymerase activity
Source: RefSeq, a predicted model, not a curated record
AUGGACAUUGCGCACCCCUUCACCUCGGAGGUGACCUCCCUGUCCUUCUCCUUCCUGUCGUCCGACGACAUCCGUUCCAUCUCCGUCAAGAAGAUCGACAACCCCGUCCUUCUCGACAAUCUUAACCUCGCCACCAAUGGUGGUCUCUACGACCCCAAGCUCGGUCCGAUGACCGCUCGCGACAUGUGCGAGACCUGUGGACAGUCGUACUUCGCGUGCCCCGGACACUACGGUCAUAUCGAGCUCCCCUCUCCCGUCUUCCACCCGCUCUUCAUGAACCAGUGCUACAACCUUCUCCGUGCGACGUGUCUUUACUGUCAUCACUUCAAGAUGCCUGAGCUCAUUCUCCGGAGAUACAUCGCUCGUCUGAGGCUGCUGGAUGCUGGAUGUCUUGAGGAGGCUCACACGGUCGCAAAUUUCCACCCGGUCACAAAGGACGCACCUAAGGAUGGCGACACCCAGGAGGACAUGGACGCCGGUGUUGCUGGCGAGACCGCCGCUGAGUUCAUCCAGCGCAUGGACGAGUACGUUCGCCAGGUGCUCAAGCACAGGAAGCGCAAGCAUGAGCGUGACAACUACAAGGAUGGUCUUGUCUUCGAGGAGCGCAAGCGUGUCCUGAACGAGUUUGGCAAGAAGCUCUGGGCCAAAUGCAGCCACUGCCAGGCUUACGGCAACACUUUCCGCAAGGAGAAGACGAUCAAGAUCAUCGAGUACGACCUCAGUCCCAAGCAGAAGCUCGCCAACUCGACGAUGGGCCUUAAGAAGCCCCACGCCAGCUUCUCCUCCCGAUCAAUCAAGAAGCCCAAGAAGGGCAAGGAGGAGGAGGACGAGGGAAUUGAGGCCAGCUCGGCCUCUAGCGGAAGCGAGGCUGAGGACGAGGGCAUGGACGUCGACGAGGUUGAGGCCGAGGAGGAGGAGAGCGAGGAGGAGGACGAGGGACUUACGGCUGGCCCCGCCCGAACUGCUAGCGGACAGGUGAAGGGCGCUCGUGGACGAAAUGAGCGUGUCAUGGCCGCCGCCGAGGUUCGAAGCCACCUCCGGAGACUCUUCCAGAAGGAGGCCGAGGCUUGCUCGCUCCUUUACGGUCGCCACGGCGGUCCCCAGGCCAAGUCUGGACACAUCCCUCCCCCUCCUAUUGCGGACAUGUUCUUCAUGGACGUGGUUCCGGUCCCCCCGACUCGUUUCCGCCCUCCUGCAAAGAUGGGCGACGACCUGUUCGAGAACUCGCAGAACACCCUGCUCACCGCCAUUAUCAACACCUGUGAGCGCAUCUACACGGUGAACCAGACGCUCCGCGACUUUGAGCGCCAGGACAAGAGCGAGGCUGUCAUGGAGGCCCUGAAGAACCUCGACAAGACGCGGUCUUUCGAGAUUCUCCUUGAGUCUCUGAUCCGCCUGCAGCACGACGUCAACUCGUUCAUGGACAGCACCAAGAACCCGGCCGUGAUGAAGCAGGGCAAGCUCCCCCCGCAGGGUGUCAAGCAGCUGCUCGAGAAGAAGGAGGGUCUCUUCCGUAAGCACAUGAUGGGUAAGCGUGUCAACUACGCUGCGCGAUCAGUCAUCUCGCCCGACAUCAACAUCGAGACGAACGAGAUCGGUAUCCCGCCUGUCUUCGCCAAGAAGCUCACCUAUCCCGAGCCUGUUACGCCGCAGAACGUUCACGAGAUGCGCCAGCUUGUCAUCAACGGCCCCAAGGUUCACCCUGGUGCCGCUCUCGUCCAGAACGAGGACGGUUCGCAGAUCUCGCUUGACCGCACCACUCUUGAGCAGCGUACCGCCAUCGCCAACCAGCUCCUUACGCCCCAGAACGACGCCUGGGCUGGAUCCUCUGGUGGCCCCGCUGCGCGCAACAAGAAGGUGUACCGCCACAUCCGCGACGGUGACAUUGUCAUUCUCAACCGUCAGCCUACGCUCCACAAGCCUUCCAUGAUGUGCCACCGCGUCAAGGUCCUGCACGGCGAGAAGACGAUCCGCAUGCAUUACGCGAACUGUAACUCGUACAACGCCGACUUCGACGGAGACGAGAUGAACAUCCAUUUCCCUCAGAACGAGACGGCUCGUGCUGAGGCUCAGAUGAUCGCCAACACCGACAACCAGUACCUCGUCCCGACAUCUGGUAACCCGCUCCGUGGUCUUAUCCAGGACCACGUCGUCGCCGGUGUGUGGAUGUGCAACAAGUCGUCGUUCUUCACCCGCGACGAGUACUACCAGCUCAUCUACGGCGCUCUCCGCACCGAGAACAACUACAGCGGUGGCGGUCGCAUCAUCACCCUUCCUCCUGCUAUCAUCAAGCCCCGCCCGAUGUGGACGGGUAAGCAGAUCAUGUCCACCAUCCUGGUGAACCUGACGCCUGCCAACGCUAAGGGUCUGAACCUUACCUCCAAGAACAAGGUCCAGAACAAGCUCUGGCAGCGUGAUGACUCGAAGGACGAGAACAUGUCUGAGGAGAACGUCAUCUUCCUCGACGGCCACCUCAUCCUCGGUGUUCUCGACAAGUCGCAGUACGGUGCUUCAGCCUACGGUCUCGUGCACUCGGUACACGAGCUCUACGGCCCGUACAUUGCGAACCGUCUGCUCGCGGUGCUCUCUCGUCUCCUGACGAAGUACCUCCAGCACACUGGUUUCUCGUGUCGUAUGGACGACCUGAUCCUUUCCGAGGAGGGUGAGCGUCUUCGUAAGCAGAUUCUCGACGACGCCAACGAGGACGGUAUGCGCACUGCUCUCCAGUUCGUCGGUCUCCCGCACGACGGUGACAUCCACAACCCCGAGCUUCAGCAGAACCUCAAGAUCCGUCUCGAGGAGAUUCUGCGUGACGACAACCUCAUGGCUGGUCUCGACGCCAAGAUGCAGAUGGCGUUCAACAAGACGACGUCCAAGAUCAACAACGACGUCCUCCCGGCUCACCUCGUCCGCCCUUUCCCGGACAACAAUAUGCAAAUGAUGACCAUCUCCGGAGCCAAGGGUUCCAAGGUCAACGCCUCGCAGAUUUCGACGCUGCUCGGUCAGCAGGCGCUCGAGGGUCGUCGUGUGCCGACCAUGGUUUCGGGUAAGACUCUCCCAGCCUUCAAGGCGUUCGACACCCAGGCGCGUGCCGGUGGAUACGUCGCGAACCGUUUCCUUACGGGUAUCCGUCCCCAGGAGUACUACUUCCAUUGGUAA